Linum trigynum is the source of this 3109-nucleotide messenger RNA. The record is from the annotation of a GenBank genome assembly. NCBI's taxonomy places the organism in Eukaryota, Viridiplantae, Streptophyta, Magnoliopsida, Malpighiales, Linaceae.
CAUCAACUGAAUCUUUCCCUCCUCCCAAAUCAUGGCCUCCCCCAAGCUCGCAUCAAUCCCUCUCCUUCUCACUAUCUUCAACCUCAUGAUCAACACUUCCCACUCUGUUUCUCCAACCUCAAGCCCAGCUCCCGCCCCCACUCCGGCCGCCGCCAGAGCACCAUCCGCCGCGCCGCGACAAUCCAACCCCUCACCGCCAGGAAUAAUCAGAGCAGCUUACUGGGAAUCCUUCUCCGAUUUCCCUCCCUCCGCCAUUAACACCUCCCACUUCACUCAUGUCUACUACGCCUUCCUCUUACCCGAACCCACCACAUACAAGCUCAACAUCACCCAAUCCGACAAAAUACUGCUUCCCCAAUUCACCUCGGCCCUCUCCGGGAAAAACCCACCAGUGAAAACUCUGCUCUCCAUCGGCGGCGCGUUCCCUCCGUCUGUCGCCCAGGUGUUCGCCGAAAUGUCCCAAACAACGAAAUCCCGCGCCGUGUUCAUCUGGUCGGCGAUUCGAGUCGCCAGGAAGUACGGAUUCCACGGCCUGGACAUCGACUGGGAGUACCCGUCGAGCGAGCAAGAGAUGCGCGAUUUCGCUAAGCUGCUGAAGCAAUGCCGGCAGACUCUGGCUCUCGAAGCAGCCGUCACGGGGAAGCCACGGCUGCUUUUAACGGGCGCGGUGUAUUACUCGGCGAGAAUGGAGAACUCUGGGCCGGCCCGCACUUAUCCGGGUCCGGCUAUGAACAAGUACAUGGAUUGGGUCAACCCGAUGACGUACGAUUACCAUGGAUCGUGGGAGAAUUUUACUGGGCCGAACGCGGCCCUGUUCGAUCCAAAGGGUAAGUUGAGUACCGAAUACGGGAUCGGGUCGUGGCUGGAGGCUGGCGUGUCGGCUCAACAGUUGGUGAUGGGCCUGCCUUUGUACGGCCGGACUUGGGCUCUGGAGGAUCCGUCGGAUCACGGGAUUGGAUCGAAGGCUGUCGCUGCGGGCCCAGGUGAAGGGGUUUUAGGGUACGACGCCGUUCGUGAGUGGAAUGCGGCGAACAAGGCGAGCGUCGUUUAUGAUGGGGAGUCGGUGUCGUAUUACUCGGUGGCGAACGGUUCUUGGGUUGGGUACGAUGACCAGAUAUCCAUUGAUUUGAAGAUCCAGUAUGCUCGGAUUAAGGGCCUUGGUGGAUACUUCUUUUGGGCCCUGGGGCAGAAUCGGAACUUUGCUAUCCCAAAAUUAGCUUCAAGUGCGUGGGAAACCUGAAAGGAGUAACAGCUUUCGAAUAGAAAUUUGUCACAAUGUUCAUUUAGUUAUCUCAAAUCAAUUUAUUUUUCUUUUGUCAAUGUUAAUUAUAUCUAGUUUCGUGUAAUAAGAUUAUGGUUCGGAAUAUCCAGACUGUUGAUGUUUGGUCUCGCAGUUUAAUGAUAAAAAAAAUUGGCACUAAGUUCAUGGAAAUUUCAUCAAUCACACUAUUCACCAAUAGAGAUGUCAACAAAACCCGAACCCACGGGUACCCAUCCGACCUAACUCGGUCAACAGGGGUAAAAUCAGUGUUGACGGGUUUUGGGCCGGGUUUGGGUUUAAACCCGUUCACUAUUCACCGGGUUGGGUUUGGGUUUAGGUAAACCCGACCCAUGGGUACCCGCCCACACCCAUAUAAUUAAUUUUCUCGGCAUAUUUAAUAUUCUAAACAACUAAUCUUAUUUAUGUUGGUGGAGACAUGGCUAAUUUUUUCUUUCUAGUUAUGUAGUAUGAAGUUGAUGUUAUCGAGUGGAGAGUGAAAAAAUUAAUUGAAAGGAAGAAGCUUUCAAUUAAUCAUGUUAUUUAUGGAUAAUUUGUGAUUUGCUUGAAUUUUCUUGAGUUUUCUAGAUUGGUGUUGAACAAUUAGUAUAGUUAAUUUGUGAUUUGCUUUAAUUUUCUAGAAUGGUGUUUUAUAUAUGGAUAAUUUGUAUUGGGAGAUUGAUAUUUGACUUUAAUUUUGAUAGGAAUUUGUUAGUAAAUUUUUUACGACAAAACCCCGUGGGUACCCAUGAACCCGCUGGCGUGGAUACCCAGCGGGUUGGGUUGGGUUUGAGUUUUUCAAACCCAGUGGGUUUUACCCCGGAUUUUUUUCACGGAUACCCCAUGAAUUUGGGUUUGGGUUUGGCAAAACCCGACCCAACCUGACCCAUUGCCAUCCCAAUCACCAUGCGAGCAACUAAUUUGUGUUGCAGUACGAAACCAAGGUAACGGUAACGUAAUGUUGAUCUGGUUUCAAAUGUAAGGAUCCAUUUUUCUGCUCUAUAAUUUGCACUUCACCGAAGGAUCUCGCCAGGUAAACAACUAGACUAGCUCUACAAAGCGUAACCGUUGUUUUGUUUCGUAAAUACACAAAAAAAAAGACAUGGAAAUAUCAAAUACGUACGUAUGCAAUUACACGAGUCAAUGACUAAAAAGAUUCUUAUUCUGGUUCAGAGACAGAGAAAUUAGAAUGGCAUAUAUUUACAUAAACAGCCAGCAGGCAGGCAUCUCUAUCAUUUUAUCUUAUGCAGCCGGCCACAAAAAAGCAAGGACCAGGAUACCCUACCGGACCGGCCGGUCGAACCGGAAAAACCGGAAACCGGAGGUAAACCGGCGUAAUAGGGCUUUGUACCCUUCAAUAACCUGCCGGGCGGUAUUUGCGGUUGGAUCGCAAUGGGCCGAAAUUUUGGCCGGUUUAAAACCAACCCGGCGGUCCCUUCAUUUUACACAAACGGCGCCGUUUGAUGAAGAAAAAAAAACGGAAGGGAAGGUAAGCAGCGCAAAAACCCUACCUGCCUCUCGUCUCUCUCUCCCAGCACUCAGCAGCGCCGCUCUGGUCUCCCCGCGUCGCGCCGCUCAGGUCUCCCCGCGUCGCGCCGCUCUGCAUCCCCAGCAACCGGCGAUCAACACCACCGGCGACCGCGCCCUUGACCGCGCCCUUCAUCGCUCCAAUCAGAGAUCGUGGCCGCCACUUUCCCGCGACCCCGCCAUCACUUCCUUCUUCUUAAUCCAGAUUUCCUGAGGCCAUUCGACGUCUCACUCCACUUAGAGGCCUCCUUUCAAACUUGGGAAACGUAUGUUCUUCUUCUUCUUUGGUUUUGGUCAAAGAGAAAAUAUAUAUAUAGGUCUAAA